Messenger RNA from Diorhabda carinulata, 3469 nucleotides. It is a transcript of the gene Arp2, whose product is annotated as actin-related protein 2. Gene Ontology annotation, cellular component: actin cortical patch; Arp2/3 protein complex. The transcript is spliced from 7 exons. The record is from RefSeq and is a predicted model, not a curated record. Gene Ontology annotation, biological process: Arp2/3 complex-mediated actin nucleation. Gene Ontology annotation, molecular function: actin filament binding. NCBI's taxonomy places the organism in Eukaryota, Metazoa, Arthropoda, Insecta, Coleoptera, Chrysomelidae. The coding region runs from base 105 to 1304 and encodes 399 amino acids.
UCUUGUCAUGUUUCGUGGAGAGAGGUGUGGUGUUGACUAAUUUUAAUGUUGAUAAUAGAAACAAUUUAGAUAAACUAGUUAUAUUUCCUUUAGUAUUAAUUAAAAUGGAUAGUGAAGGUAGAAAAGUAAUUGUAUGUGAUAAUGGCACUGGGUUCGUCAAAUGUGGGUACGCCGGCAGUAAUUUCCCUGCUUAUAUAUUUCCUUCUAUGGUGGGACGACCCAUUAUUAGAGCUGUUAAUAAAAUAGGUGAUAUAGAAGUUAAGGGUUUACAUGUAGAUGAUCUCAUGGUAGGAGAUGAAGCUUCUGCCCUUAGGUCGUUAUUAGAAGUGAAUUACCCUAUGGAAAAUGGUGUAGUACGUAAUUGGGAAGAUAUGUGCCAUGUUUGGGAUUACACUUUCGGUCCCAAGAAGAUGAACCUUGAUCCAAAAGACACAAAAAUAUUGCUGACUGAACCUCCUAUGAAUCCGACAAAAAACAGAGAAAAAAUGAUUGAAGUGAUGUUCGAGAAAUAUGGGUUUGCUGGAGCUUAUGUUGCCAUUCAAGCUGUUUUGACGCUUUAUGCUCAAGGUCUUUUAUCUGGGGUAGUUGUAGAUUCUGGAGAUGGUGUGACUCACAUUUGUCCGGUUUAUGAAGAAUAUGCGCUGCCCCAUCUUACUAGGAGACUAGAUAUAGCUGGUAGAGAUAUCACUCGUUACCUCAUCAAAUUACUGUUGCUCAGAGGAUAUGCUUUUAAUCAUUCUGCCGAUUUUGAAACAGUACGUAUGAUGAAAGAGAAGCUUUGUUAUAUUGGUUAUGAUAUAGAAACUGAACAACGUUUGGCUUUAGAAACGACAGUUUUAGUAGAACCAUAUACUUUACCAGAUGGUAGAGUUAUAAAAGUCGGUGGUGAACGAUUCGAAGCUGCAGAAGCUCUUUUCCAACCUCAUUUAAUUAAUGUUGAAGGUCAAGGUAUCGCUGAAUUGGUUUUUAAUACGAUACAGGCUGCAGAUAUAGACAUGCGUUCAGAGUUAUACAAACACAUAGUACUUUCCGGAGGUUCUACAAUGUAUCCUGGACUACCAUCGCGAUUAGAAAGGGAAAUUAAACAAUUAUACAUAGAACGGGUACUGAAAAAUGAUGUUGAAAAGCUCAACAAAUUCAAAAUUAGAAUAGAGGAUCCGCCGAGGAGAAAAGAUAUGGUUUUUAUAGGAGGUGCUGUAUUAGCAGAAGUAAUGAAAGACAGAGACGCGUUUUGGUUGUCAAAACAGGAAUACGAAGAACAGGGAUUGAAAAUAUUGAAAAAAUUAGGUGCUCGGGCUGUGUAAGUUGAAAUAUAUAUGAAUCAUUAAAUAAAUUUGUGUUUGUCGUUUGUUGAAAUGAAAUGUUAUUGUGCAAAGCUGGCGAUCAAAAUAAAUCAUUCUGAUCGGUGAGUUGUUUGUGCCUUUAAUAUUUCAUAUGAUGCUAUUCUUUAUUUUAACUCAUUCAAGUCAACAUAACUAUCGAAUACCAGAUUUCUAAUGAGUAUGCUUUGCUUUUUAGUUUAUCCUCUAUUCCCAUUUGUUAUAAAAUCUUUGAAUAUAUAUAUAUAUAUAUAUAUAUAUAUAUAUAUAUAUAUAUAUAUAUAUAUAUAUAUAUAUAUAUAUAUAUAAAAUUUUAGAUGUUCAUAAAUCAUUAUUGGAGGAAUGUAUGUUUAGAACAUAUUUGGAACAAAAGUUUUUUGUCUAUGUAUAUGCUUCAUUUGAAAUACCAAAAAUUUUUAUGGAAAUGACUAGAUCAAUCCAUCUAAGCCCUUUCACUUGUUCAAAUAGAUAUGUAAUAUCAAACAACUGCACUCAUGUUUAUAUUUUAUUAAUCAUAAUUUUGAUCACUAAUUUAUUAAUAAAUUGAUUGUGUCAAUAAUGACGUUUCCAAAGUUAUUGUCAAUAGUAAAAUACUUACAAAUGAUAGUUAUGUGUAUUUUUUAUGUUCAAAAAUGUAAAGACUAUUUUUACUUUAUCAUUAAUUUUAAUAAGCAUUUUAUUUUAUUUAAGAUUAUAGUAUACUUUUGUAUUUACUUAAAUGAAUAAAGUUAAUUAUUUAUUAAUGAAUCUUUUUGUUAGUUUCACAUUAAUUGAAAAUUUUGAGAAAAGAACAUAGAUAACAAAAAUAAAUACAUGGACUUAGAUUUUAUUUAAUCCUAGAUCAUCUUACUCUCCAUGCAGUUCUUUUAUUUACUGUUUUAUUCUCUUCUUUUCACAGCUUCUUUCACAUUUUCAAUCCAUGUUUUUCUUGGUCUUUCUCUAUACUUUUUUCACUUGCUAUUCUGGAUUCGGAUGUUUUUUUUGUGUCCUCUGUUCUUGGGCAUCCAGCAUACGUGUUAAAACAAUCUCAAUUGUGCUUCAUAUACCACUUAUCUCUAUAUGGUUUUAUUAUUCUCUCUUAUUCAUACUUUUCUGUUCUUUUAUAUUUUCUUCAGUAAUCUUAUUUCCGUUGUAUUUAUACGGUCUACUUGAUUUUGAUUUGAUGUCCACGUUUCGCAACUGCAAAACAUAGGCCUCACUACUUUUUUCACAUUUUCUAUUUUCGUGUUUUUUGAUACCAUUUUUUUACUAAAGAAUAAUUCUUAAAUUGCGUCAAAUGAUUAACCCACUUUCCCUAUUUUUUUUUUUUUUCGUUUAUCUCCUUUAGUCUGGCAUUACUUUCUAUUAUUACACUUAGAUAUUUUUAUUUUAUUACUUGUUUAAUUUGUUUUAAUUGUAUCAUAUUCAUUUCCGUAUUUAAUAUCUCCAGAUAAUGUUCUAGAUCUUCUUCUGAUCUCACUACCAAUACCAAGUCUGCAAAUAUAAAUUCCAUUAUAUAUAUCCUUCAAAUCUCUACAUUAAAUUUUUUCAUCUGACUUUCUGCUAAUUGUAGAAGUACAGUAGAGGGAUAAGUACACAUCCUUGUUCAAUACUUAUCUUUAUGGUAAAUUCCUUCGAUUCUUCUUCUUAUUGUCUUCUGAUAUAUUAACGGUUUCUAACUAUUUGAUCAAAGGCUUUCUCCAAAUUUAUAAAACAUAUAUGAAUUUCUUUAUUAAUUUCUCACUUAUUUGUCUAAUUGUAAAUGUCAAGUAUUUUGUGUUACUUCCACUUUUAAAUCCACAUUGGAGUCCUCUAAAGUGUGUUCCAUCUUAUUUCUUUUCUCUAUUAGUCAUUAAUUUUGCUGGUAUACUUGUUAUUUUCAUGUCUCUGUAGUUCUUACAAUUUCUUUUGUCGCCACUUUUAUAGAUAGGUAUCCUGUUGAUUUAUUUAUUCCCUUUUCAUCCAUAUAUUUAAUUAUUUAAGUUAUAUUGUCUCUUUCUGGCGCUUUACCUACCUUUAAUGUUUUAACUGCUACUACUUGGACUUAUAUUUGGUACAAUGUGAAUUCGUGAUACUGAAAAUAAUAUGAAGAUCCAAAAAUCUGGAAAAAAUCUUAUGUUACAAUAGCAUUUAUAACCAGUCCACUACUGGAGAUCAAAUAAAACUUUAAU